AUGACGAUACGACGAUUUUUGAUUCAAGCAUUGGCAACAUUAUAUUUAGUCUGCAUUGUUAAAGGUCAAUACGCGGUCAGUACACAACCUUCAACAUGCGGAUGUUGCCCAUCAUCAUAUUGUCCGAGGCAAUCAAUACCGUGUUCAACAAAUAUCGAUUGCGGAUGUUUAAUGAUGGCGAUGACCGGAGGAGGAAUGUGUGCAGAUACGAUUUUGUCAUGCAAUAAUUUGGUUCCCUGUCAAAAUGAUAAUAUAACAUGUUCAACACCUAACACUGUAUGUGUCAAUAAUACUCGGUGCGGAGUUCCUGUUUGUUAUCCAAUCGCUUAUGCUUCCGUUCAACGUUGCCCACCAUUGACUUCAACAAACUCAAACAGUAGUACAACAUCAGCCUCAACCUCAACCUCAACCUCAACAUCCACGUCAACCUCAACAUCAACAACAACUACAAUAACAUCGACAGCAUCUAGAACAACAACUACAAUAACAUCGACAGCAUCUAGAACAACAGCUACAAUAACAUCGACAGCAUCUAGAACAACAACGACGACUACUAUAUCUACCAUUACGACAACAAAUUCUUCAUACUUGACACCAUCAACAGCUCUCUGUAACAACACAACAGUGACAUCUUGUACUACAACAACAUCUAUUGUGGCCAGUUGUCAGAGUUAUGAAGUAUCGUGGAAUAAUCGCUGCUAUUAUCUAGACGGAUCAGGUGGUAAUUGCACAAUUGGUUACAGUCGAGCAACAAAUGCUGUUUUGGGAUGCAUAGCGACCCGAUUUGCUAAUAAAACAUAUCGAAGUACAAUAUCAAAUAAUUGCUGUGUUUGGGCGGCAGAUACCUAUGAAUGUUAUGGGCUUACCAGUAAUUGUAAUGCAGCUGGACCUUUUAGCGCAGGACCAGCAUGGGCUGGUGGUGGUGGUUGCACUAAUAUACAACAGCGUUACUCUGCUCAAUUAACAUUUUGUGGUAGUAAUUAG
Messenger RNA from Rotaria socialis, 984 nucleotides. Lineage: Eukaryota; Metazoa; Rotifera; Eurotatoria; Philodinida; Philodinidae. The record is from the annotation of a GenBank genome assembly.